This is a messenger RNA of Penicillium angulare, 2880 nucleotides long. Its product is annotated as patatin-like phospholipase family protein. The record is from RefSeq and is a predicted model, not a curated record. Gene Ontology annotation, cellular component: membrane. Gene Ontology annotation, biological process: arachidonate metabolic process. Lineage: Eukaryota; Fungi; Ascomycota; Eurotiomycetes; Eurotiales; Aspergillaceae. The coding region runs from base 1 to 2880 and encodes 959 amino acids. The transcript is spliced from 5 exons.
AUGGCUUCUUGGCUUGAUAUCGUUGACGGCCCAUCAGGCUGGACCUUGGUGGACACGGGCAGGCUAGAGACGUUGCUACAGUCGAUGAGCCAUCCCAAGACUCAAUUCCCAGUCCUGAUUCAUUUUGCUGGAAACAACAAUCGAGUCAAAGCGCUUCGAGCCUUAUUCCCUCGCAACAAUGUGACGCGCAAAGGUCCGGCAUCCUUUGCGCGGCUGCACGUCAGCACCGAGACUGCCAGUACACAGUAUCCGGUCUUGUUCGCAGAGAGCCGCAUGGGUGGUAGCACGGACCCUUCUGGCACAACAUCGUAUUGGCACUCAAAUCCCAAUGUUGAGCGAUACCCACUUCCAGCGGACUGCUCGAAAUUAAAUGUGUACCGCGAUGUGAUGUCCCAGAUCAUCUUGCCAUGGGCCCAUAUUCUUUGUCUGUUCAUAGAUAGCCAUACAGAAAUGCAAGAGUGCUUCAAGCUUCUUAGUCAGCCUUUUCGCAGAAUACAAGUGGGCUCUCACUCUAUUUCCCAGUUCAUGCGAGUCAUAUUCAUCUUCACCUCUCCUCGAAAUUAUGACUUCUUGGGUGAUGUCAUGUCGAGCCACCAAGAUCCAGCUUAUACCUAUCUCAACCUACAAGAUCGAAGUGAACUGUCGCCAGAAGCAAGAUACGAACCACUAAGAAAUCUACUGCUCGACAAGCUCCAAACGAUUCGGGCAGAGCAAAGUGAGCAUGGUUUGUCAUUGUCAGCUACGCAUAUGUGCUUUUUGUGGAAAAAAAGCCUUCAGUCGAAACUUGAAAAGCUCGAAAUAGGCCCGUUGAACUGCCUCCAUAUUGCACGGGAAGGGUUCCCAAAAGAGUCGAGCAAAGCCCCCUAUCUGGCUGAAUUUCUGAAAGUAGCUCUUGCGGGCCAGCAUGAUGUAAGGAAGAUCUACGAGUUCAUUGCUUCGGCUUUUUUGAUGAAUGCAUAUCCACCUGACAUGCAUCGUUUUGAUCCGCUUUAUGUUUUCGAAGAAUUAUACAAAGACGAUUUCACAGCUGCCCUGGAGAAGCGAGCAGACCUUGAAACAGACAGCUGUUGCGAUGCAGUCAAGGCUGAAUUCACCAGACUGUUCACCAUGAUGAACCCGGCACGGUCAUCAGCGGGGAUUCGACGGGAGGUCUUAAAUAGGUUCUUCAACGAACGAGAAGGUCUUUAUUCACUCACAGCAUGCUUGUUUUGUAUGAGCAAAGUUCCAGAGCACGUGCUACCCUGCCGCCACGCCAUUUGCGAUGAUUGCAUUGUGAUAUUUGGCUCAAAGAGCGCAGCCGCUGAGUACCACCAUAACAUCACGCAGUGUCCGAUGUGUAUCACGAGGUUCCAAUUCUCCGUGCGCCUAUUACCACCAACCAAAGGCCCAAAUCUGCUUAGUCUCGAUGGAGGUGGAAUUCGUGGUAUUCUGCAACUCGGCCUACUUCGGGUCCUGGAAAAGCGACUCGGCGGGAGCAUUCCCAUUUGGUCCAUAUUCGACUUGUGUACAGGCACGAGCGUGGGUGCGCUCAACACCAUUGAUCUGAUUCUCAACAAAUACUCGGCCACAAAAACCUUUGAGCGGUUUCCAAGUCUCGCGCAAAAAGUCUUCAAUCUCCCUUCAAGCCCGUUCCGGACUAUGAAAUGUCUGGCGUGGGUUUCGAUAUUGAAAGACCUUAUUUUGGACGGUAGGUAUGAUGAGGAAGUUUUGGAGCACACGCUUAAAGAUGCUAUCGGGUCUGAUCGCCGCAUUUUUGACGGCAGCACAACCCAUGGUGGUGGAAGUCGGGUGGCAAUCAUCACCAGCCGGAUAUCGGAUGGCAAAGCUUGUGUUCUUGCAAACUACCAAGGUACUGGUCGACAUCCCGGCAACGAAUCUUCCUACGAAUUUCUCAGCCCUCAAAGCUGGGAAGAGAAUCCACCUUUGUGGAAAGUAGCGAGGUGUAGUGUUGCUGCCCCAUGGUUUUUUCAGACCAAAAAUCUUCCAGGCUUCGGUCCACUGCAAGAUGGAGGUGUGCGGGCAAACAAUCCGCUCUCCAUUGCCUUAGGAGAGGCUGUCGUCAUUUGGCCCACGAAGACGCGACAUGAUUUACUAGUCUCGGUGGGGACCGGAUAUACUAGGCCUGAAGGCAGUGACGGAAACCCCUUGAUCCGUGGUAUCUUGAAGGAUGGAGCUAUUAGCCGUAUGAUCCGUGCGAUGAUGUCAUCCCCAGCAAUGGAUGGCGAGCAGGCAUAUCUUGAGGCACUCAACUAUGUCCCGGAUCAUAUGAGAUCCAACAUCUAUCGGCUAAACCUUCCGCUGUCCGGACCUCUACCACGACUGGACGACGUGGGCAAAUUAAUCGAGCUGGGGAGAUCGUCGUUCGAGGUGCCGGAUACCCUUGUUCGCGCAAUCCUGGUGACUGGUUUGUUCUUUUUCGAGCUGGAUGAGAAUCCGAAAGCAGAAGAAGGGUCAAUUCACUGCCGGGGAUCAGUUCUCUGUGCAAGCCCACAGCCCAGAAAAGCGGUGGAGAGGGUGUGCGCAGAGGUACCCCAUGCUGAAAUUCGAAUGCAGGGAAAGUGCUCACUAGGAUCGAUUGAAGAGUCUCAUAUAUGCAGUAUGUGCAAUUAUUAUCGCAAGGUCAUCUCGUUCACGGUCAAAAGUCUAGAUGAGGUCUUCACCCUUGAAGUUGUCAAUUCUUCAUUUCAGCAGAAGAUCGGGGGGUUCCCCACCUCUGUAAAGCGUCUUCUUCGUCAGCAGCAUGCGGGAAACUACUUUGGUCGUGUGGAUCAUUUGAGUGGCACUUGGCCACCAGAAAGAAAAUGCUUCUGUUCGCGAGGGUCCAAAAGGCGCAUCGAGAUUGUUGAGCCUCCCGCCGAGUACAAGAAAAGACGGCUUUGA